Molecule: messenger RNA, 615 nt
Organism: Aspergillus fijiensis CBS 313.89
Lineage: Eukaryota; Fungi; Ascomycota; Eurotiomycetes; Eurotiales; Aspergillaceae
Product: RICIN domain-containing protein
Exons: 1
Coding region: 91-525 (144 amino acids)
Source: RefSeq, a predicted model, not a curated record
UUUACACUCCACACCCGCACGAUCUCUGCACAAAAGUCAUUCCAUUAUCUCACGCUCAUCAGCCCACCCAUCUAGAGGCUCACACACACAAUGAAAAUCCCCAUCAGCCUCAUCACAACUCUCAUAAACUCAGCCUCAGCCGCCCUCGUAACGUACUACCAGAUCCAGCCCGCAGGCACCACCGACACCCUGCAUGCGACCGGGGACCUCCGCUUCUACCAAGCCAACGACUACCUCAACGUAUGGGCCAUCGACCCCGUCGACGGCGGCGCCACCAUCAAGAACGCCUUCACCAAUAUCAAUCCGUAUAUCAGCUGUGAUGACACGGCGUGCACGUCUGUUGCUCAGCAGCCGACAACCUUCACAUUUGAGGACGCUGGUGCGGGGGCAUAUAGGGUCUGCAACCCUGCGGAUGGACUUGUCUGGACCGCUGCGGACUCCACCAUCAAACCCGCCCCGGCCGAUGGCAGUCCAGCGCAGAAGUUUGUGUUUCAGCCGGUGCAGAUGACUGUGCCUCCUUAUUGAAUACGGGUGGUUCGUACCGCGCCGUGCCUGUCCUGUGGAUCCCCCCCUCCGCGCUGGGUAUAUUCAUCUUUCUUUCCCCGUCAGUCGAAC